Encephalitozoon hellem ATCC 50504 is the source of this 498-nucleotide messenger RNA. RefSeq lists its product as uncharacterized. Bases 1 to 498 code for a protein of 165 amino acids. The record is from RefSeq and is a predicted model, not a curated record. The transcript has a single exon. NCBI's taxonomy places the organism in Eukaryota, Fungi, Microsporidia, Unikaryonidae.
AUGGCCUCGCUAUCCAAAGAAUAUCUUCUGAAGUCACUAAUAAACUUACUCCCCACUGAGGAGCAGAUGAAGACAGCUGGGCUAUUCAUAAGGACCUUUAAGAAAGACUACAGGGCGAUCGUGGAGGGGUGGAUGUUUGUAUAUAGGAAGUCCAGUGCAUACCACAGGCUCAACCUGCUGUAUCUUGCAAACGAGGUUGUCCAGACGACAAAGGACAUUGAUCCGGACUCGAUUGAGCUGAAGAUCUUGCUCAAGAAGGUGGUGAACGAGGUGUUUGAGGAAACAAAAAGAAUGGCCAUGAAGAAUCCUUCCCUUUACAAGAAGUAUUGUGAACUUGAAAAUGUGUGGAUUCAAAGAAACGUCAUGGUUAUGGAGAGUCAUGGGAUCAACCUUGGAGAGUUGAUUAGGAACAUUGAGAAGACGUUUAAUGACAAGGCCAAGCUGUCUGUAGUGCUGGAAGAUGCCCUUUCUAAGGUUCGUAAAGGUUCUGGAGGAUGA